Caretta caretta (loggerhead turtle) is the source of this 1656-nucleotide messenger RNA. RefSeq names its product COMM domain containing 6 (gene COMMD6). The record is from RefSeq and is a predicted model, not a curated record. NCBI's taxonomy places the organism in Eukaryota, Metazoa, Chordata, Testudines, Cheloniidae. Gene Ontology annotation, molecular function: NF-kappaB binding.
UGGCCGCUCGGGGGUGUUGUUAGCGGAAGCAGCCUGACGGGGUCACCGGGUGGCUGGCGGGAGGAUGGCUGCCGGAGCUGCCGUGGUGGGCGCGCCGGCCUUGGAGUCCUUUGAUUUUGGUAGUACUGCUGAUAUUAUUAAACUAAUACCUAAGGAUCUAUUUGCUGAGCUAUGUGAGCGAAUUAUUCAGCAUCUUCACUGUCAGAUCCCAGGUGUAAAUACAGUAGAACUAUGCCAGAGAUUUCAAACAGCUGGAGUUGAAAUGAACGUUGCUGACCUAGCAAAGAUAAUCAAUGUUGUUUCCUUUUUAUUCAGCACAGCAGCCAAAAACAACCUCUCUGCAGAAGAACUCUCCACUGGUCUGGGUAAUGUAAUCAGAAUGCUGCCAAAACAUGCAGUUCAGGUUAUUCGCCAUAUAUGGAAAGAACAGGGCAAAUCUAUCAUUAUGUCAGAAGAUGCUAGAAAUAUGGCAACAGUGGGACAGAUUAUAGAUAUUCAGUGGAAACUGGGAAUGGCAGUGAGCUCUGACAGCUGCAGGUCUCUUAAGUAUCCUUAUGUUACAAUGACACUAAAAGUGGCAGAGCCGUCGGGCCAGAUAAUGAGCAGGUCUUUUGAAAUGACAAUCCCACAGUUCCAGGACUUCUUCAGACAUUUCAAGGAAAUGGCAGCUGUUCUUGAAACAGUUUGAGCAAAACUGUUUAAAUACUUAAAAGACACACUUUACUUGAUCCAAAUAAGCCUUCCUAUCUUGCACAAGUAAUUAAGUGUCAAUGUUUAAGUAAGGUAUGUAUUCUCAUGGUCCUGUCAAGAAUAUUUUUCAAUAUCUUCCUCUUUUUUUGGAUCACACUGAAAGCUUUUUUUAUUUAUGUAACUUUUGUUCUAAAUAUAUGAAAGAACAAACUCUUGCAAGGUGGUAAUCCGAGUAAAAGUGUAUUUAGCUCUAUUCAGGCAGAACAUUGUGACAUAUCCUUAGCUAUGUAACAACCUCAGACUUUUCCUACUGUUCAACAGCAGAAGCUACAUACUGUAUAUAAACUCGGCCAUGUGGAAACACACAUGAAAAUGCUAACUGAGGAGACUACUGGAAGAAGUGUAAACCCUAUGUUUACACUUUUCUCUAUAAAAUCAAUGAUGCCAUUGGUGUGCACAUGGAAUCAAUUAUAUCAUUAUCUACGUAGAGUACAUAAAAUUACAGUCAGCAAGCAUAUUGUUAGCCAUGAGUAGUGUCAUCAAACUGAUAAAUUCCAGUUGUAUCAAGUAGGUUAGAAGCCUGAUUUUUACUCCCUUUUGUUAAUUAUUGGAGAACAUCUUCAUCAUUCUAUUAAUAAAAGAGUAGUAUCACUGAAAUAUUUCCAUAAAUCUGGAUUUACCGUCUCUUAUUGUAGGAAAAUAUCUCUAGUAACAGAGUCUAAAAUCUUAGUUUUGUGCAGGGAAGUUAACGUUGACUAAGCAGAACUUAUAGGUAAGUUUACAUUUAAAAAAAGUGAAUGUGUGUUAAAUAUGUUUGCAGCACAUAAAUACAGUUGAUAGCACAUUAUUUUGUUGCUCAUGUAUGUUCUGUAGUAAAUUCAACUUUAAACUUGUGGCAUGUACUUACUAUUCUGAUCAGCAGAUUUUGUUUCCUAAUUAAACUGGAAGCUUGAUGCAGUUGCAUCA